This is a messenger RNA of Medicago truncatula (barrel medic), 1081 nucleotides long. RefSeq lists its product as uncharacterized. The transcript is spliced from 3 exons. The record is from RefSeq and is a predicted model, not a curated record. NCBI's taxonomy places the organism in Eukaryota, Viridiplantae, Streptophyta, Magnoliopsida, Fabales, Fabaceae. Bases 59 to 931 code for a protein of 290 amino acids.
AUUCACAUUCAUUUCUUUAUCAAAAAGAAUUUACAUUCAUUUCAUUAUUCAUAUACUCAUGGGGAAAGAGUUAUCCGCUACUCCAGCCGCUACUUACCGGAGCUCCGAUGAGGUCAGUUUUGCUGACACAGUUUUUGGAUUUUGGGAGGAAUUCCAAGAUUCAUCCGAAAAUUCAUCAAAUUCCGGUAAUGAUGAGGAAAUCGACGAUGAAGAAGAUGAGGAUAGCGUUUGCACUAUUGAAAAAAAUAAAGCUUUCUGGGAGGAACAAGACCAACUUCUCAAGGCAACUUUGUGUAGAACUAGCUCAGGUGAGACAAAGGUUAGGCAAGCUACAAAGGAGGCUAUGAGAGAAAUAAACAUGUCUGAGAUGCUAUGCUUGUGCCGGCAACCGGUGGUGAGCUGCCGGAAAUGUUUGCUUACAGAAAUAUGCGAUCGAUUAGUGAAUCUUGGCUUCAAUUCCGCAAUUUGCAAAUCUAAAUGGAAGAGUUCAUCCGAGAUUCCAUCAGGGGAGCAUACAUACUUGGAAGUGACAGAAAAUUCAUCAAAAGCUAAAGGUGGUGUGAUAAAAGUGAUUAUUGAAUUAAACUUUCGAGGUGAAUUUGAGAUGGCCCGUGGUAAUGAAGAAUACAAUCAACUAGUGAAGCGAUUACCAGAAAUAUUUGUUGGAAAAGCUGAAAGAUUAAGAGUAUUGGUUAAGAUAAUGUGUUCAGCUGCUAAAAAAUGCAUGAAGGAGAAGAAAUUGCAUUUAGGACCAUGGAGGAAACAAAAGUAUAUGCAAGCUAAAUGGAAUGGAAAAUGUGAUAAAAUUUUGGAACCAUUGCCUAUAGUGUACUCCACUAGGUCAACAAAACCUAAGGCUUCAUUGCUCACUUUUGAUUUAAUGAUAGAAAACAUCGUGGGACGUCACUGUACUGCAGUUGAAGUUGUCUGAAUGAGGUGUUUUAUGUUUUUGAAAAGAUUUGAAUGAGAUUUUGAGAAAUCGUAUUUAGUUUUAGUGUCAUAGUACUAUGUGACUAUGUUCAAUUUUUGUAAAAAUUAUAGUAAAGCUAAUAUAUUUGAGGAUUGUGAUUUCAGUUGAACA